Nematolebias whitei (Rio pearlfish) is the source of this 1945-nucleotide messenger RNA. It is a transcript of the gene drd2l, whose product is annotated as dopamine receptor D2 like. The record is from RefSeq and is a predicted model, not a curated record. Gene Ontology annotation, cellular component: glutamatergic synapse; presynaptic membrane. The transcript is spliced from 9 exons. Gene Ontology annotation, molecular function: G protein-coupled receptor activity; dopamine neurotransmitter receptor activity, coupled via Gi/Go. NCBI's taxonomy places the organism in Eukaryota, Metazoa, Chordata, Actinopteri, Cyprinodontiformes, Rivulidae. Gene Ontology annotation, biological process: adenylate cyclase-activating adrenergic receptor signaling pathway.
GGGUGGGCUGGUCAUCGCUCGGUUUCUGGGAGAAAAGUGGAACUGGACUCAAACCCCGAGCACACGCUUUGCCAUGUUCACUGGAGCGAGAUCAUGAGUUUAGCCAACAAGUCAGAACAGACCUCCUCUCCCUCCCUCACCCUCUCCUCCACUUUAGAGGAGGAGAACAAUUUCUCAGCUUUGGUCACCCACGACCUUUUGUAUUCCCCCGUGUCCCUCCCCACCUCCUCCUCCAUGAUGACCUCCUCCAACUGCACCAGCUCUCUGUUACCUUCCUCUCCUCCGUACAACUUCUACGCUGUGCUGUUAGUCCUGCUGAUCUUCUGCGUGGUGUUCGGGAACGUCUUGGUGUGCGUGGCGGUGUCACGGGAGCGUGCUCUGCAGACCACCACCAACUAUCUCAUCGUCUCCCUGGCUGUGUCGGACCUGCUGCUGGCAACGCUCGUCAUGCCCUGGGGCGUCUACCUCGAGUGUCUUGCCCAGGAACACUUCAGCAUCAAACAUCAUCGAUUGCUUUUGACACCUAACAUGUGGAUGUGCGUGUGUGUGGCAUGUUAAUGUUGCAUGUUCCCAUGUUGCUGCAGAUACACAGCCGUGGCCAUGCCGCUGCUCUACAACACCAGAUACAGCUCCAGGAGGAGGGUGGCCGUGAUGAUCUCUGUGGUCUGGUUCCUCUCGUUUGCCAUCUCCUGCCCUUUACUGUUUGGACUGAACAACACCGCAAACCGAGAAGGCACCACCUGCAGCUUUGCAGACCCGGCCUUCGUGGUGUACUCAUCUGUGGCUUCGUUUUACGUUCCCUUCAUCGUAACGCUGCUGGUGUACGCCCAGAUCUGCGUGGUGCUACGCAAACGAGGCAGACGAACCGCCCCGCCACGCAAACACGGUCUGCUCAACCAAAGUGGAGCCGGUGAAGGUCGACAUCGGAAGAAUAAAUGCACACAACCAGAAGAUGUGAAGUUGUGCACCCUGAUCCUCAGACCGGCCACUGCUGGUCCUCAACGCAAGAAGGUGACCCUGGGGAAGGAGGCGAUGGUUCAUCCCCUGGAAGUGGAGCCGGGUCGGUUCCUUCCGCAGACCGAGCAAAGCCUGGCUCCUCUCACCACUGCUCCCCAGACCUCAUCCCAUUCGGAACGAGCUCAGAUCUCCCUCUCCAUCUCAGUGGGACCUGCCCCCACUCUUCCCUCGACCGUGACGAGAUCAGCCCUGACGCCUCGGCCUCCCACCCUCGAUGACGGCAUGAGAGGUCGUGAGGGAUGGAGGGAGCGCAGCGCGGGCAGGGAGAAAUGGAGCGCCACCAAGGAGAGGGUGAGGGGGAGGCUGUCACAGCAGAAGGAGCGGAAGGCGACGCAGAUGCUCGCCAUCGUGCUCGGUGUGUUUAUUAUCUGCUGGCUGCCGUUCUUCCUGACCCAUGUGCUGAAGGCGCACUGCAGGAGCUGCUGUAUCUCUCCAUCACUGUACAGCGGUGUCACCUGGCUCGGGUAUCUUAACAGCGCUGUCAACCCCGUCAUCUACACCACUUUCAACAUUGAAUUUCGCAAAGCCUUCAUCAAGAUCCUGCACUGCUAGGCCCGGCUAAUGAGAGGUGUCAGCUGUCAAAAUCAAAAAUAUAAAAAGUGGUUUUAGAUCGAGGGGGAAGUAAAGAUAAAGGACUCGGAGUUAGUUUGAUACUGAGGAGAACUGGGACAAAAGUCUGGAUGACAGGUCAAAGUGAUGCAAGCUUUUUUUUUUAAAUUUUACGAUGAGAGAAAAGGAAUCAGACAAGAUGAAACUACAGACAGAGAUCAUGAUGUGCACAAAAAACAAUCUGUGGACCAAGUACAAGUAACAAAAACACACAAACAUGAUAUUUUUAGAAGGGAGUACCUGCUUCGUGUGGUGUAUAUGUAUUCUGUAAAGGGAAUAUGUGAGAACAGGUGAUCUCACCUCAACGUUCAGACUCCAA